Molecule: messenger RNA, 3862 nt
Organism: Maylandia zebra (zebra mbuna)
Lineage: Eukaryota; Metazoa; Chordata; Actinopteri; Cichliformes; Cichlidae
Gene: lmcd1
Product: LIM and cysteine-rich domains 1
Molecular function (GO): zinc ion binding
Source: RefSeq, a predicted model, not a curated record
GUUAAAUUGCUGUGAGCUGUGGAGGGCCGGCGGAGCAGAGUGGCAGCAGAACCGACUGUGGGCGGAGAGUGAGGAAGUGCGGUCAACGGGAGAGGAAUUUAAAGUCUCAUUGUUCUGGAAGAGCGGCGGCAGACGGAGUCGAGGAGCCAAGGAGACAGCUCGCCGACGGACGUUGGACUACAUGGACGUGAACUCAGCCAUGGAGAAGAUGUCUAUAAAGCAGACUGCAGGAGGUGCAGGAGGAGGAGGACGUGCAGCAAUCUGUCUCAUAUGUAAGGAGAGCUGCUCUGGUUUUCAGCCACAUACUUGGAGAAAAGCCUGCACAGUGUGUGGCUGCAGCACGGUCGACCACGCUCCUGGAAAUGACCUUGAAGACGACCAGCGAAUAGGACGCCUGCUCGCAGACUCGCCCUGCUCCCAUUUGACAGCGAAGAUUAAAGGAGGUGGUGGCCUUCGCAUGUACAAGAGAAACCGAAUGAUUGUCACCAAUCCGGUGGUGUCACGCAAAGACCCGACCUUCAACACCACCACAUAUGACUGGGCUCCUGCCGGCCUCAACCAGAAACUGGCCAUGCAGUACAUGGAGCUCCUCCCAGAGAGUCAGAGGCCAGUCUCAGGGACUGUUGGAGCGCUGGAGCGACGCAGGCAGCUCCUCAUCCAGCUCCCCGCCUACGAUCAGGACCCCAUGAAGUGUCAGAGCCUGGCCAGUGAGGAGGAGAUUUCCUCCAUGCUGCUGUUUGUGAAGCAGUACAAACAGGAAGUGCUGGGAGUAGGAGAGGUGGCCUUACCCGGUGAGGGUGAAGCUUUGAGGGAAGCAGCCAUUCAGAGGACAGCAAAGGAGGUGAAGGAACACAGCAGCAGCAAUAAGAAGGAUGCUCCUCAGCAUCAGGAUCACGGUUCAUCUAACAGCAGUGUCGCCUCCCCCACAAAUGGGACAGAAUACAACAACAAGACUGAAUAUCAUUGCACCGGCUGCCAAGGUGAAGUUACCAAGGACAGUCCUGCAGUAUAUGCAGAGCGUGCAGGUUACCACGCUGCCCUGUGGCAUCCCAAGUGCUUUGUAUGUUCAGAGUGCAGCCAGAUGUUGGCUGACCUGGUCUACUUCUGGUCCAAUCAGAAGCUGUUCUGCGGACGACACUAUUGUCAGACACAGUGGCCACGGUGCUCGGGCUGCGACGAGCUGAUUUUCAGCCAGUCUUUUCUCACGGCGAAGGACGGACAAGCAUGGCAUCCUCAUCAUUACUGCUGCUGGAAAUGCGGGCAAACCCUGGAUACACCCUGUCAGCACUGAGUCACCAUGUGUAGGAGUCACUACAAAAUGUGGUGUUCAAUUUUAAGUUUAAAAUAAAUAAAUAAAUCAACAAAUCUAAAACCAAAUCAAUAAAAUUAGUGCAUCUGUUUUCAUAUAAAAGAAAAAAAUGGUAUAGUUUAAAUACGCACUGGGGCUAAAAGUCUUUAAGUCAUAUGUUCACUUGAUAGUUUAGCAAAUCUUCUUUCCUACAAAAACACAGCAGCAGAUUUACUAUAGUUUGAAAUACUUCAGGUGAUAUUGAUGUGAACUGACUUAUUCAGAUUACUGGUAUUCCAAAUUUUUAAGGAGUUGUUUGGUUUAUACAAAAGUGCUUUAAGUACUUCAGCAAACAUUUUGUUGAUGUAUUGGCACUUAUAGCACUGACAGUAACAGGAAACAGAUGUUCUGCAUUUAGCCUGCAACCUUACAAAAACCCAGAGCUGAAUUUCAGCAAAAAAAUGAAGAAACUACCCAGUAACUGAAGAAUGUUGAAGUUAACAUGAGUAAGUAAAUAACUAAAUAAAAUGCCACCUUGUCCUGUUUGAGAAAACUUUGUAUUCUCACUCAUUUUCAUGAGAGACUUGUUGGUGUGUUUUUUGCAGAUUUGAGUCAUGUGUCUUUAGUUAAACUUCAUCUGGUGAGGUCAGUAAUUAUUUUAAAUUGUCUCAAAUCAUGGAUGUUGAUUCCUCUGGAUUUUUUUUCUUAGCACAAACUGUUCUCCUCUGGGUGAAAUAUUCAUAAUUUCAAAAUAUGUGCUUGUGUUGAAAAAUAUUUUUUUGUGUUUUGUGUUGUUGACCUUGUAAUUCAGCCGGGGUAAGACUGCUGCAGUCAUUAAACUAUUGGAGCGUUAAAACAGGGUCAAGGGGCAGAACAGUGUGUGAAAACAGUGUGAAGCAGCCCUACUCGACACUGUUGUAGUUUGUUUUUUUUGAAGGUUUACACUGAAAAAUUAUUUUGUUAUAAAGUCAUUUCUGCCUGUGUUCGAACCCCUUAAAGUUUUAUUUUCUCAGAAAAAACGAGUCUGCACCUUUGUGCAAAAAUGAUAUUUGUUUUUCAUACGAAGUAACAAGGAACUGUUUUUUUUGUUUUUUUUAAUAUAUUCUACUUUAACAGUCAUCUUUAAAUGUGUUGAUGCAUGCUCAAUCAGCCAGGUAAAUAAAUCCCAGAAGGUUGUUUCUGUUCAUCUGGAUGUAGCGUUUUCAGUUGGAGAAACUGAAAACGCACUUAGAAGUCACUUGGAUGAGUGACAAAAUGUUUCUCCCACUGAAGUCCAGAUGAACAGAAUCAGCCUUUCGGGAGUCAGCUUAAACUUCCUAAACUGACAGUAAUUUAUAGAAAACUUGGCAGUUGAAUGAAAAAAAAAAAAAUGAUCAGUUGAAAUAAUUUGAUCUUAACUUUAUCUUAAUACCAAAUUAACAAAGGGUUAUCUAACUUACUAACUUAUCUAACUAGGUCAGGUUUUAACUUUACCUGUUAGUUUUGGACUGAAGCCUUGUAAAAACUGGACAGGCAUAAGGCUGGAAAGAGGUAGCACUGAUUAAUACAAUAAAAUGUAAAAAAAACAAAAAAAAACAGCUGGAUUAAAAAAAAAAUCUACAGCAGAUUUUAGUUAAGUUUUUCAUAAUCACGAUUUUAGUAUUGAUUUAAAUAUCUGCUAAUACUAUAUAUGUAAUGUUUUUGUUAUUUUUAUUCUUUCUCCAUGUUGUGUUAAAUGUGUUUGAUUUCAAGAAACUGCAAACUCAAUAAUCAUUUAACCUCUUAUAAAUUUAAGUUUCUGCUGCUGCUAAAUGCUGCUUUAUGCUGUUCCUAAUAAUUAGUCCCUCUUUUUCGUAUAUAUUUUGAAAACUUUAUAAAUGUAAACAUUUUUUGUGACAAUUUUAGUUUAAACUGAGAGGACACUACUGGAGGUCAAAGCUGCAAAGUUAGUUGGCCAUGUGUUAAAUUCAGCAACUGCAUUUUAAGUCCAUUCAAGGUUAAAAAAACAAUGAGCGGGAAAUAGGAUUUUGUGACAUUAAAGUCAGAAAUAUAUCAGAAAAAUCUCUCUGACAUACAGUAGUUUACAGAUAAAACCCAAAUCCUAAAUUUCUCUUUUUUGGGAUUUGUUUUUCUCUUUUCAUGUAGGCUACAACCAGCUAGCAGAGUAGCACUAGCUAACAUUUUGCCUUUAUGUAUUUUAUCAUUUAACUGCUAGCAGUAUUGCUUGAGUUGAUGUAGCAUAUAAAUAAUAGACAGUACUGUCAAUACUAAAUACCAAUUCCACUCACUGAUUCCAAUAGCAGCAGUAGUAGUAGUAGUAGUAGUAGUACUAUUGUAAUAGCUAACGUGUUUAGCCUAGCAUGGUGCAAAAACUGGAAGCUGAGGGAAGCUGUUGGCCCAACUCGGUUAGUCAUUACACCUCUGAAUUUUGCAGAAAAAUAAGAUGUUAAUCUUUCUCUGGAUAAAUGAGCAACAAAUAUUUAUAUAUAAAAAAAUUAUGCUUUAUCAAGUAAAUAAAGUUAUAAAGAUAUGAUGAAAAAGUGAAAGCCCACUAUGUUUAAUGCUGUUUUCAGUUAAAUAAAAUAAAUGAAUAAG